Molecule: messenger RNA, 2764 nt
Organism: Mercurialis annua (annual mercury)
Lineage: Eukaryota; Viridiplantae; Streptophyta; Magnoliopsida; Malpighiales; Euphorbiaceae
Product: CSC1-like protein RXW8
Exons: 12
Coding region: 326-2554 (742 amino acids)
Cellular component (GO): plasma membrane
Molecular function (GO): calcium-activated cation channel activity
Source: RefSeq, a predicted model, not a curated record
AAAAAAAAAAUUGCGUGUAGUAACCAACCCAAGGUUUUGUUGUCGAAAGAAAAUAAAAUUCAUAUUUUUGUUGGUAACUUUGAAUCGGAAAAAAAAAAGAUAUCUGUGAAGUUUCCUUUAGGUGGUCGACGCUGCCGGAGCGGUGGAGAUCGGAGAAAAGAAUAUUCACGAAAUUAAAAGAAUUCUAUUUUGGUUUACAAAUAAAAUUUAAUUUCACAAUCAAGAUUCCACAUAAGUUUCGAAAUCAAUCACAUUUUGGACGGCUCGGACUUGAAUUAUUUGAGUGUUGUUUGGUGAAUGAAAGGGUUUUGAUUGGAAGAGUGGGAUGGACAUUGCUGCAUUUUUAACAUCAGCUGGGAUCAAUGUAGGCAUAUGUGUUGUGCUUUUGUGUUUGUAUUCAGUAUUGCGAAAACAACCCAGCAAUCGGGUUGUUUAUUUUGGCCGCAGACUUGCUUCAGUACGCGAGCGAAGCUCUGAUUUUUUCUCUAUCGAGAGAUUCGUGCCUUCUCCUAGUUGGAUAGUUAAGGCUUGGGAAGCAACUGAAGAAGAAAUUUUAUCUAUUGGUGGUCUUGAUGGAUUAGUUUUCCAACGCAUGCUUAUUUUCAGUAUCCGUGUGUUUUCUAUUGCUGCCAUCAUUUGUCUUCUUCUAGUGCUUCCCAUGAAUUACUAUGGCAAAGACAUGGAACAUAAGUGGAUUCCAUCAGAGUCGCUGCAUGUAUUCACUAUAGGGAAUGUCAAAGAAGGUUCUAGAUGGCUUUGGGCGCACUGUCUUGCUUUGUAUAUCAUAUCCUUUGCAGCCUGUUUUCUCCUUUAUUUUGAGUAUAAAAGCAUCACUGAAAUGAGGUUGGCACAUAUAACUAAAUCCUCACUGAAUCUAGGUCCUUUUACCAUUCUUGUCCGUUCAGUUCCAUGGUGUCCGGAAGAAUCGUUCAAUGAUACAGUGAAAAAAUUCUUUACAAAUUAUUAUCCAUCAAGCUACUUGUCACACCAAAUGGUGUAUAGACGCAGCAUUAUUCAGAAAUUGAUGGUGCGGUUAUUUCCUUUUAUCAACAAGUUGGAUGCAGAGAAGAUGUGCAGCUUGAUUGUUCCAGUUGAUCGACCGAGUCUAAGGCCAUGUUGUCUUUGUGGAAGAACUACUGCUUCUUUUAAGAUUCUUGCAAGCGAAGCAGAGACUGUUAAGGAUUGCAUCAGCUUCGCUGAUUUUGAUGUAGCCACAAGAGAAAAUGAGUGUGCUGCUGCUUUUGUAUUUUUUAAGACUCGUUUUUCUGCUGUAGUUGCCACACAGAUGCUUCAAUCAUUAAAUCCCAUGUUAUGGGUGACAGAGUUGGCCCCUGAACCACGUGAUGUUUUAUGGUCAAACAUUUCUAUUCCAUAUAAACAGCUUUGGCUUCGGAAGAUAGGAACACUGUUGGCUUCCAUAGUAUUCAUGUUUGUGUUCCUUAUUCCUGUGACGUUUGUUCAAGGCUUGACUCAAUUAGAUAAGCUGUCAAAAAUGUUCCCAUUUCUGAGAGGAAUCUUAAAAAAGAAAUUAAUGAGCCGUGUGGUCACAGGGUACUUGCCUAGUGUCAUUUUGAUGCUUUUUCUAUAUUCUGUUCCGCCUGUGAUGAUGGUUUUUUCAUCAGUGGAGGGGCCUUUCUCGCGUAGUGGAAGGAAAAAGAGUGCAGCCGUGAAAAUCUUGUAUUUCACAAUAUGGAAUGUUUUCUUUGUUAAUAUUCUCUCAGGCUCGGUUAUUAAUCAAUUGGCUGUCUUCACUAGCGUGAAAGAGAUACCUAUGCAACUUGCAAAAGCAAUACCUACUCAGGCUGGCUUCUUCAUGACUUAUGCUUUAACAUCUGGUUGGGCUGGUUUGGCCUGUGAAGUGAUGCAACUUUUUCCUCUGUGCUGGAACAUGUUUAAAAAAUUUAUUCUGAGAAAUAAUGAAGAUUCAUCUGAUGACCUUAUGACUUUCCCAUACCAUACAGAAGUUCCAAGGGUCCUACUGUUCGGUCUUAUUGGGUUCACAUGUUCAGUCAUGGCCCCCUUAAUAAUACCUAUUUUACUGGUUUACUUUGUCUUAGCUUACCUUGUAUACCGUAACCAGAUACUCAAUGUUUAUAUUUUAGAAUACGAAGGUGGUGGGCAUUUUUGGCCUAUUUUUCACAACACGACAAUCUUUUCAUUGGUGUUGACACAAAUUAUAGCUCUCGGCGUCUUUGGGAUUAAAGAAUCACCAAUUGCAGCAGGUUUCAUCUUUCCGCUGGUCUUUUUCACUCUGCUAUUUAACGAGUAUUGCAGGCAGCGGUUUUAUCCAAUUUUCGUCAAGGACCCUAUACAGAUUCUCAUAGAGAUGGAUAGAGACGAUGAACAGUCGGGCAGAAUAGAGGAGAUCUACACAAAACUGCGUUCCGCAUAUUGUCAAUUCCCUAUAACAGCUCAUCACUUUUGUGAAUCUGUAUUAUCUUCUGAAACACAUCAACUUAAAAGCGCCAAGGAUCCAGAGGAAGCUACAUCAGAAAGGGAAAGAAGUGAAGGAAGUGAAACAUGGGCUGUUGUCAAUUUUGAAAAAGAAAGUUGACUCAUUCUGUCUGUAUAUAAAAUAGAAAAAUACACUCAACACUGUUUUAGCAGUUUAUUACAAGCGAUAGUAGUUCUGAUGAACUCGUAGCAGUGCAUGAUAGAAAAAUUAAGUGUAACAUAUGUAUGUAUAUAUGAUUGAGGUUGUCAUUUGUAGGAAUUUGUUUUCUUCCUUCAUGAUGGGAAAUUAUAAGGCAAAAUCCAUUCUCAA